AGAAGGCCUAUUCUUCAUUUCUUGGAGAAGAAGAAGGACGUGUGAUUCUAACAGUAACAUUCACUUUUUUAUAUAAAAUUUACGUCAGUUGGUGAAAAUCUGAUAUAACAGCUAUAAUUAUUAAAUAUGCUAUACAAUUCGGGAAUUAUACUUUUACUCUUAGGGAGUGUUUUUGCAACUCAAAAGCCAGUACCCCGUCUAGACAACGUAAAGCCUGGCGUUGGUUAUCAUGCUAUUGUAAAGGAAAACGACAAAAAUGUGGAGGUCACACCCAAAAUCCGUGUUAUAAAUGAGGAACCAGCUCGGUUUCUGAUAACUAGCAAGCAUCAUGGAGAAAUUCCCUUUCGAGUUCAGAUAAAGGAUCCUAAGAAAGGAGAAGCUAUUCUGGUAGCUGAGAAGAAUCUGAACUGUGAGAAAAGAAAAUCCUACAAGUUUGAAAUCGCUGCUGUGGGACGUAAUGGUGAAGUUUCUGAGAAUGCGACUGUGCACCUCACCGUUGAAGAUGUGAACGAGUACGCCCCGGUCUUCCUCCAUGACUCUUACAUCACAGAUGUUGAUGAAGAACGGUUAUACGACUCCAUUAUCCAGGUGAAAGCAGAGGAUAGAGAUUGCACCCCGAAGUACAGCGACAUCUGUAAAUACGAAAUUCUAACUCCAGAUCAACCCUUCACCAUAGAUUCUGAAGGGCGUAUUAGAAACACAGAACCGUUGUCAUGGGAACAAAGCCACAAUUAUAUUCUGAGAGUUGUAGCAUUUGACUGUGGCAUGAAGAGGUCAAAACCAGUAAACGUGAACAUCAAAGUGAACAAAGUCUGCCAUCUUGGUUGGAAAGGAGUGUACGAAAGAAUAGAGUAUUUGCCAAAGUCUGGUCAACAAAAGCUAUUCCCCAGUGCUAAGUUGGACCUUUGCGAUGUCCCGUGUAAACCCGAGAAACUGUCCGCCAGGGUCGCCAUGGCCACUGGUCAUAUUGGAAAGGGUUGUGACCGUGACACAUACUCCAUGGAAUCCCAGCGAAAAUUGUGUGGUGCCAGCUCUGAAAGUGUGGAUCUGCUCCCUACACCUGAACUAGGAGCCACGUGGACUAGAAACCUCCCGACUGAUGAGGGCCAUGAGAGCGACCAGAUCUACGAGUUUGAUGGUGCCACGAGUGCGGUGGUCCCGGAGACGGUGUUGAACCACAACUUGACAGACAACUUUACCGUGGCCUUCUGGAUGAAGCACGAGGCUUUUCCAGAGCCCAAUCACACAUCCCAUCACGUGAAAGAACACAUCAUUUGCAACGCAGACGAUCAUGUUCACAACCGCCAUCACUACUCCAUCUUUGUGCGGAACUGCAAACUGAUUCUCCUGUUGCGACGAGAGUUCUACCAGGAGAGACCAAGUGUCUUCAGACCUGCAGAAUGGAGAUGGAAGAUACCGGAAGUUUGUGACAAUCAGUGGCAUCAUUAUGGUGUUAGUGUAAAGUUUCCUGAGGUCAUUCUCUUUGUGGAUGGAGAUAUGUUUACUGCUUCUGCUAACAAUCCAGAAAUCAUUGAUGAUUGGCCCUUACAUCCCAUGAAAGAUGUCAGAAGUGUUUUUGUUGUAGGUGCUUGCUGGCAAGGACAUGAAAACAAGACUGCCUUCCACUUCCGUGGUUACCUUGCUGGGUUGUCUCUUUUGCGAGAGCAGACUGAAAACCCAGAGGUAUUGUCUUGUCUAUAUCAGUGCAAGGAAAGCCUUGAGGAACCACCAGUUGACUUGCUAGAACCAGGAAUGGAACUGAUGACCAACUCUAAAAAGACACAAGUGACUAUUGAAGGGAACAGUCAAGAAAAUUUAGAGAAACUAGUGUCAAAUGUAAUGUACUUAAACACCAGAGAAUUCCCUACACCUGGCCGUCGCAACCUGUACAUCGACACUGUUGUGAUGUGCUCUAGUGGGAAGCCCCAAAAAGUUCCAGAAGUUAGAAGUUAUGUGAUGGUUCUCAAGCCAGACCUGCCUGUGAUCACCAUUAAUGGCACUUCCAACUUAGCUCGGGAAUAUGAGGCAUUUAAGUUGGGCAUUGAACUUUUCAAUACAGUCUCUCUCUCUGUCAACCAGCAUCACGAGGAGGAGUUUUCAGAUGUAAUAGUCAGGGCAGACUAUAAACUGGACAAGUGUUCUGUGCAGGUUUUUCCUCCUUUAAACCCUGACCAUGAAUACUUUCACUUACCAGAAAAUCUAAUGGUGCAUCUUGAUGUACAUCAUAAAGAAAACAAUGAAGGAUUAGUCAUCUUUGGGGCUGACAAAAUUCACAAUUAUGAGCUAAUUCUACGGCAAAUUAUAUACUAUAAUCGCAAGCCAGCCUACUAUCUUAACCGUGCUUUUAAACUUGUUUGUUCUGAACUCAACAACCGAUUUGUCAGCAACGAGUACAUACAGACGCUAACAGUAAUUCAUCCACGUGCAGAACCUAGUCAUGAGGUAGAAAACCAUCUUGAUCCUAUAGCUUUUGCUCAUUCCCAUAUCAAUAAACAUAAGAUAGAUAUUCAACAACCUCAAGUUCAGUCAGGCUACAUUAAUGCUAAACUCCUGGACAGUGCAGAAACUGUAGCCAAGACUUCUGCAAGCCAUGCCAUGACUAUCAUCAUAGUUGUUUGUGUUGGCUUCCUUGCCUUCAUGAUUGUUCUGGGAGUUAUUCGCAUCCGUGCAGCUCACCAUAGGUCUCACAGUUCCAGAGAUGAUGAACAAGAGAUGGCCUGGGAUGACUCCUCCUUGACAAUUACAGUCAACCCCAUGGAACAAGUUGAAGAGCAGAAAGAGACACGAACAUCACACAAAAAUGAUGACAGUGAUUCAGAUGAUGGAAGUAGCUACCAUGAAGGAGAGAGUUCCGAGGAAGAAACUGAGAAAGUAAAAGAGCGAGAGCUGGAGUGGGACGACUCAAAUAUGUCAUUCUAAUUCUGUAUUUUCUGUUUCCCUUUCCCAGAAAGUCCCUAACUCCUCAUGUUGAGACAUUGUCUAUAUAAGCUGUGUACAAAUGAUACAAGAAAAAAACCUCUGUAUCUUAUUGUACAUAUAUAAAUACAGAACCUUGUUGUGAUGGAGGAAAAUGUCUUAUACUUUAUUUUGGCUAAUUUUGUUGCUUUCAUUACUUCAUUGCUACAUUAUUGUUUCCCUAUUACUACUUAAAUUUAGAUUUAGUAUCAGCUGAAUUUAUAGUAAAUUGUUUUGAAACAGUGCCAUAAUAAGUUUCAUAUAUUUUGAUGGUAUUUUUUUAUGUUUUGACAAAAAAUAUAUAUAUGUAUAUUUAUAAAUUUUCACAACUUUUUGUUAUGGCACAAUUCUUAAACUUUCCAAUUAAUUCUAAUUAACAGCACCUUUAAACCAUGAUCGUAAUUAUGCUGUAGACCUGUACUUUGUAAAGAUGAAUAAUUAGUAGAUUGUGAUAAGCACAUGUGUAGAGAAGCUUGCAGUUUCAGUGUGUUGUAGUGAAGAUAAAUACCUUGUCAAUGUAGAUCAGAGAGCUCCGGAGUUUAAUCUUAUUGUUCUUAUGAGGUGAACUGAAUAACAUAUCCAAAUCUAUGUAUUCUUGGUAUUUUACUAAAAGUUUUGCUAGAAGUCUUCCUGUAAUCUUAUUCAGUUGUAACUGUGUAGUUUUAGUCAAUGCAUAUGAGAUGUAUCUACUACUUGUGUGUGAUUCCUCUUCCCCUGUCCAUAUGUCACUGCAUAUACUUAUCUUUGGGUGUUCGUAGAUGUGUUUAUAUAUGUGUGGGAAGAUGAACAUGGUGAACAAGAUUUCGGAGUAAAAUUUCAAAUGAAACGAUUGUUGUGGCAUGACAAGAUUAGCAUUUCUUCUGACAACAGUAUUGGAAUGAGCAGUGCCAUAGCCAUGAAGAAGUUUCAGGGGGAGGUUGCUGUUGACUUAAUGUAUUCAGCAAAACUGGAUGGGGUUGUUAAGUAAUCCUCCUUAUUAUAAGCUAUGAUGUGAAAAACAAAAGCAACCUAAUCAGAUUAUCAGUAAGGAUUAUUUUAUAACUGCACUGAGGUAUCUUUGUAAUAAAAAAAAUUGUUUAAAGCAAGAGAACAAAGCUACAAAAAAUUUAUCUUUUCUGAAAUUUGGAAGGGGGGCUACCUCUAUGAAAGUGGCUUGUCGAAACCCAAUCUAUAAAAAAUGUUAGUACAAAAAACAUGGUUAGUGCUAUUAAUGAACAAUAUAAUAAAGAAGUAUAAAGUAAAAAUAACAGAAAAAGUGAAAUUUUAAAAUAAAACAUACAAAAGGACUUUAUAAUCUUGAUAAAAAACUUACAAAAGCUUGUCCCAAAGUAGAACUUAACAAUCUCAAUAAAAAAAAACUCAUAAAAGCCUGUCCCAAAGUAGGACUUUACAAUCUCGAUAAAAUAAAUUACAAAAGCAUGUCUCAAAGUAGGACUUUACAAUAUUUUUUAUUAUUAUUCUAGCUUCUUCUAAAACGUAAUAAUGAUAAUGUUAUUGCUAUAGUUAGACCCCACUUUCAUAGAAUCAUCAUAGAUCUUAUGGGGUUCUGUCAGUUGAUAGACAAGUUUCUCAGGGACAUGGGUUUGUAAGAGUUUACUGGAGACUAAAGAUCGAUUGAAAGAGUUUUAAAUGUAUCUUGUUUAAAAUGUUUAAUAUGUGUAGCUGAACAAGUCAUCUUUGUGGUGAAACAUUCCAUUUAUAUUAAACAUAAAAAUAUUGUUUUUAUUGUGGGUUUAAGGGUGAGAGGCAGCUUGUGUUGAGUGUUUCUGCAUAAGUAUCAAGCUUUUAAUCUUAAGCUAGUUAAUGUUUUUAUUAUUUUUAGUACUGUAUGGUUAUUGUAAUAAGCAUAUCAAAAUUUAGAAGAUAAUAAAAAUUGUAUUACCAUUUAGAAUAUAUACACAUUCAUAUUUAGUAGAAACUGUAUAAGAACUUGUCAACAUUGUUUCCACCUAGAACAUUUUUAGAUUUUUUUUUCUAUAAUUUGUCUACUAUUGAACACUGUAAAAAUACUGGUUGUGAUUAUUUUUUACAAGUAACCAUGGCUGUCUACUUAGAACACUGUAAUACUUGUUACCAUGAUUUAUCUGCCUAAAAUUGUAAGUUUUUUUUUGUCCAGAAUCAAAACUAUAUUUUAUUGUUUCUUCAAAUGAAAAGUAAACAAUUUUUUCUCAUGCCUUCACUAUCUACAACAUAAUAAUCUGUUACCAUGGUUUCUAUACCUAGAAAAUAAUAAUGUAUUACUAUGGUUUCUUUAUCUUGAGUAUUUUAGAAUUAUUUUUUGCCAUGAUUUCUUUACCUAGAGGAGGAAGAUAAGGUUCAGCUAUACACUAAUUGAAAUGAAAACAGGGACAUGUAGUUAACUAGAGCAGUCCAUAAUUGAACCUCCAGUGACUCAGUGGUAAAUCUGCAGGCUUAUGAUUUCUAUUGGAUAGGGCACAGAUAGUUUUGUGCUUAAAAACAACCAAAUAAAACCAAUCCUUAAUUUUUUUUGUGACAAAAGUACAUUGUUUAUUCAGUUUUUGUAGUUUCACUCUUUGCUCCAUUAAAUUAAAGUUUCUCACAAAAAAUGUCAUAAGAUUCUGAACCAGUGCAUUUAUUUCUGUUGGACAUAAUCUUUUUCUUUUUUUCUUAUGGAGUGUUAGAACAGUUGUUGGACAUAGUAAGAUCAUGUGAUUUUAUGUAUUUUAUGAAACAAUACAUGAAAGUGGUUAGUGAGUGAUUGUUUUAUUGUCUUUUAACACUGAAGUAUUUGCUUUUUUACUGAAUUUAUGUGUGUAGUAGCUUAUUUAUAAUUUCAUACUUCAUUUUUAUAUAUAAGACAAGAUUUAGAUACCUUUGGGAUAAAUAGAAAACUAAAUAACUAUCUCCAAAAUCACAUAACAAAUACAGUCAAAUGUAAAUAAGUAUUGGUAAAACGAGUCAAUUUAACACGCAAAAUCACCCCAAAUCAAAUACUUAUGAGAUAUAAAUAUUAAACUAGAAAAUAAAUUGAUGAACAACAUAUAUGAAUCGACUGUGGGGCAACAUUUUAAUCUUAAAUCUAACAGAAGUAUUUGUGUUUUUUUUUCUUUUUUGAUGUAGCUAAUGCUUUUCAUGUUUUAGAUUUUCAAAUAACAAGAAGCAAUAUUUUAAUUUAUAAAGGAGUUUGCAAUAAUAAAUAAUCCAUGUUAAUUUUACCUAAACAAAUUUAGCAAUUUCAAAAACUACGUAAGUGUAAUCUGUAUGAGGUAAUUUUCACAACAAAAAUAAAAUGCUACAAAUUCAUCCCUUCAA
Messenger RNA from Limulus polyphemus (Atlantic horseshoe crab), 6228 nucleotides. RefSeq names its product calsyntenin-1-like. Gene Ontology annotation, molecular function: X11-like protein binding; amyloid-beta binding; calcium ion binding. Gene Ontology annotation, biological process: homophilic cell-cell adhesion; positive regulation of synaptic transmission; positive regulation of synapse assembly. NCBI's taxonomy places the organism in Eukaryota, Metazoa, Arthropoda, Merostomata, Xiphosura, Limulidae. The transcript has 16 exons. The coding region runs from base 127 to 2919 and encodes 930 amino acids. The record is from RefSeq and is a predicted model, not a curated record. Gene Ontology annotation, cellular component: cell surface; postsynaptic membrane.